AUCUGUCAAAGUGAUUUUCGCAGCUCGGGUCGCCUGGCUGGAGAAAAUUCGGUCUGCGGAAAAUUUUCAUUCCAUCCAGUUAGUAGCUAUCGAAAACCGAAAUUAAAUGCAAUUUUCGCCCAAAAUGCAUCGGUUCUAGUGUUGUUCGGUGUAUACGGGAAGGGCUUCGGCAAGAAGCUGUGUGCAGUCAUUAGGAAUUAGUUGAAAUCGAUCGAGUUUUUUCGGGCAAUCUGAUAGGGUUGUGUUCCCUGGGUGGACAGGGGGAAAAAUCGAGCUUGUUUGCUUUCGUUGGAUAUCCUCGGUUUGCAUCGGGGUAUCGAUAUCCGCGUGCAAACAUUUUAGGGGCUAGUGAGGAAGAUGACUAAAGACGACGGUAAGCGACGGCGAGGCGGCUCCCUGGAUGAGCUGAUCCAAUAUGUUACGUUGCACAUUCCGACCCAUGUUCUGUUGAGUGGAAGCAUCCUGCCCUUCAUGGUGGUGUACGGUCUCUGGUGCUACCUAUGGAUGGUCGUCUACGGCGUAGAGGAAUACUGGGAAGCGGGACUGCUAACGCUGGCCGGAAUAGGAUUCAUACAGAUUCUGGUGUGCCUCUGUUGCUUCUGGAGUGUCCAUGUACAGACUUUCCUCAACUGUCGGAAGGCAAAAUGUCCGGAAAAAGCUAGAGUUGUAAAAGUGGUACCAACGGAAAAUAACGGGUCGUCCGAGCUGGUCAAGCUGCACUGUGCAAAAGCAGAUGGAACCGGAGGCGCAGGUAACGAAGGAUCGGUCUAUUGGUUUUUGUUCCAGAAAACGAAAUAUGUGUGGGAUGCGGACAAGAAGCAGUUCCGCAGUGUCGAAUUUCCCAUUCACAAGACAUAUGAGGAGUACUUCGAAUCCAAAGGGCAUCAGGAGGACGCCGAUGUCCAGCUAGCGGAGAAGACCUACGGCAACAACAAUAUGGAGAUGGUGGUCCCGGAGUUUCUCGAACUGUUCGUUGAACGGGCCACAGCUCCGUUCUUCGUGUUUCAAAUCUUUUCGGUACUGUUGUGGUGCUUAGAUGAGUACAUGUACUAUUCGUUGUUCACGCUGGGAAUGUUGAUUUCGUUCGAGUGCAUUCUGGUGCAACAACAGCUGAGAAAUAUGUCAGAAAUCAGGAAGAUGGGAAACAAACCGUACCUGAUCAACGUGUUUCGCAACAGAAAGUGGCGACCGAUCAAGUCAAACAUGCUGGUUCCGGGUGAUUUGGUGUCGGUGACGCGAUCUCAGGACGAGAAUUUGGUACCUUGUGAUCUGCUGUUGAUUCGGGGAACGUGCAUCGUAGAUGAAAGCAUGCUAACAGGUGAAUCCGUUCCCCAGAUGAAGGAGUCGCUAGAAAACACCGACGAGCAUAAAAAGGAGCUAGAUGUAGAGGCGGACGGAAAGUUGUACGUCUUGUUUGGCGGUACAAAGGUCGUUCAGCAUUCCUCUCCGAGCAAGGGCGCCAUGCGGUCACCGGACAGCGGUUGUAUCGGGUAUGUUCUGCGAACUGGUUUCAAUACCUCUCAAGGAAAAUUGCUGCGGACGAUUUUAUUCGGCGUGAAACGAGUGACUGAGAACAAUUUAGAAACGUUUGCAUUUAUCCUAUUCCUGCUGGUGUUCGCGGUUGCAGCUGCUGUGUACGUGUGGAUCAAGGGCUCUGAGGACCCGGAACGAAACCGGUACAAGCUUUUCUUGGAGUGCACUUUAAUUCUGACAUCGAUCAUUCCACCGGAUCUACCGAUCGAACUUUCGCUGGCGGUGAACACCUCGUUGCUGCAGCUUUCUAAGCUGUUCGUAUUCUGUACUGAACCAUUCCGGAUACCGUUCGCUGGAAAGGUACAAAUUUGCUGCUUUGAUAAGACUGGAACUUUGACUAGUGAUAAUUUGGUAGUGGAAGGCGUAGCAGGUUUGAAGAAAGAUACCAGCAUUACAGCUAUCAACGAAAUCCCUGAGUCCACUGCUCACGUACUGGGGUCUUGCCAUUCGUUAGUGCAGCUGGAUGAUGGUUUAGUAGGAGAUCCUCUUGAAAAAGCCACGUUAACAUCGAUUGAUUGGAACCUGACCAAGGGCGACUCGGUGGUUCCAAAGCGAGGAAAGUUCAAAGCUUUGCGAAUUUAUCAACGAUUCCAUUUCUCAUCCACAUUGAAGAGAAUGUCUGUAUUAGCUGGUCAUCUGGUUCCUUUUAGUAAUGAGACGUGUUACAUCGGUACUGUCAAGGGAGCCCCCGAAGUAGUGGUAAAAAUGUUGAAAACGGUUCCACCGAACUACGAAGAAACUUAUUUGGAAUACUCUCGACGUGGGGCUCGCGUACUGGCUCUGGGCUACAAAUCAUUCGGAACACUUGAUAACGCUACGGUUAGAGAACUGAAACGUGCCGAUGUCGAGAAGGAUCUUGAAUUUGCCGGAUUCAUCAUCAUUUCAUGCCCACUAAAACCAGAUUCAAAGUAUGCUAUCAAAGAAAUUAUUCAAGCAUCUCAUAAAGUGAUGAUGAUUACCGGUGACAACCCGCUGACCGCGUGCCAUGUAGCUAAAGAAUUACGCUUUACCAAGCGUACCAUUGUUGUUCUAACAAGGGACGAUUUGGAUAACACUUGGUAUUGGGAAUCGAUCAAUCGGGAAGUUAGGAUCCCCCUGGCUGAAAAUCGUACGGUUAAAGAUUUGUACAAAGAUCACGACUUUUGCAUCACAGGUGAAGGGCUCCAAUAUCUGGACACUGAGAAGCAUUCCUAUCUGCUGAAGCUGAUGCCGUACGUCACGGUGUUUGCGAGAUUCGCCCCGAAACAGAAGGAAGCUGUCAUCACUACACUGAAACAGUUGGGAUUUCAUACGUUGAUGUGCGGCGAUGGAACAAACGACGUGGGAGCCCUAAAGCACGCGAAUGUAGGAGUUUCCUUGCUGAGCCAUCAACCGACCAAAGCAGAGAAGCGUCAAUUGCGAGCUGUGACUGCCGCCGAUGGUGAAGUGGAAAAAAAGAAAGACAAACAGGAAGAACGGAAGGCGCUCACGCCCCGAGAACGGGCGAUUAUGAAGCAUCGGGAAAAUUUGAGUUCGACACAGGACAGACUGCAGAAAGUUUUAAAAGAUAUGGACGAUGAGCAGGUGCAGAUCGUCAAGCUGGGCGAUGCAAGUAUUGCGGCACCGUUUACAAGUCGGUCUUCGUCGAUCAAUUGCGUUUGUCACAUCAUCAAACAGGGUCGUUGCACACUGGUCACAACACUGCAGAUGUUCAAAAUAUUAGCUUUGAAUGCGUUGAUUUCUGCCUACUGUCAAUCGGUGCUGUACAUCGACGGCGUCAAGAACAGCGAUACCCAGCUUACGCUGCAUGGGCUGUUAACUGCCGCAUGUUUCCUCUUCAUAACUCGUUCGAAACCUCUAAAGGUUCUAUCCAAACAAGCGCCGCUGCCGAACAUUUUCAAUCUGUAUUCGGUCACUACUAUUUUGGCCCAGUUCGCGGUACAUUUCACGGCAUUGAUUUAUCUGGUGAAUGAGGCCAACCUACGAUUGCCUCCAAGGGAAGGUAAAGUGAAACUUAAUUUAGACCUAGCACCGGAUGAGAAAGAAGAGUUCGUCCCAAAUAUUGUCAAUAGUACGGUCUACAUCAUAAGCAUGACGAUGCAAAUUGCGACGGUGGCCGUCAACUAUAAGGGUCACCCCUUUAUGGAAAGUAUGCGGGAGAACCGGUUGCUGUAUUAUGCAAUCUUCUCAUCGAGUACGAUUGUGCUCUUUCUGGCGUUGGGAAUCGUGCCGGAUCUGUUGACCACCUUUGAAGUGAUAGACUUCGAGUCAGAUUUCCGAAAGAUUUUGGUGGGCGUCCUGGUGGCGGAUAUGCUACUCGCCUAUCUGGUGGACCGCAUUUGCUCGUUCCUGUUUGGGGAGAUGCGAAAGAAGACCGACAUCAUCGCCUAGACGGACCCAGUUCAAUAAGAUAGAGAAAAGAAAACUAAGGUAUCCUUAGCGCGGCACACAUUCAUCUAUAAAUUUAUAGUAAAUAAGCACGAAGCGCAUCGCGAUAAUUAUAGUACGAAGAAGGGAAUAAUUAUUUAAAUAAUGAUGAAGAUGACCAGCAGACGUGUUAGCGUGUGAUAGAGUAUUCGUUUUUAAUUCAAAUUAAGAACCUCAAAAUGAUCGCGAAAGAUCGUAGGGGCAACAGAAGAACGGGUGUCGGGCGUAUUCUGUUCAAGUGAGAAAGAAAUUGUAUAAUAGUGAAGUUAAUGUUGGAAUAACGAUGUAAUAGUGGUGAAUUGAACUAGCAAAGGCAGCAGAUGUCGUCGAGUACAUAUUGUCAUUAAAUAGAGUGCACAAUAGUAAGGAAAUUUCUUCUUUAUGCGAAGAACACACAAUGGAACUGAGUUUGCAGCAGAAUGUCUAUCCACGAUAUACCGAGUGAAGUCAACUACAGAAGAGAAACUUAAAUGAAAAAAAAUCAAUAAAAUAAAAUGAAUAAGCAGGGAACGAACUGGAAAGCAACUAAUUUAAUCUGUUCAUAGCAAAAAAAUGUUUACUUGACUUAUACACUUUAUAACUGUCUUACGAAGUUUUUUAGUUGAGGGUAAUGUUGUAUGGUUCGACGUAUGGAGAAAAAUCUUUAAAUAAAAAACAACAUAUUAAAAAA
Molecule: messenger RNA, 4609 nt
Organism: Armigeres subalbatus
Lineage: Eukaryota; Metazoa; Arthropoda; Insecta; Diptera; Culicidae
Product: endoplasmic reticulum transmembrane helix translocase
Exons: 6
Coding region: 358-3903 (1181 amino acids)
Biological process (GO): transmembrane transport; intracellular calcium ion homeostasis
Cellular component (GO): endoplasmic reticulum membrane
Molecular function (GO): P-type ion transporter activity; ATP binding; ATPase-coupled monoatomic cation transmembrane transporter activity
Source: RefSeq, a predicted model, not a curated record